Molecule: messenger RNA, 1038 nt
Organism: Saccoglossus kowalevskii
Lineage: Eukaryota; Metazoa; Hemichordata; Enteropneusta; Harrimaniidae
Product: isochorismatase domain-containing protein 1-like
Source: RefSeq, a predicted model, not a curated record
AUGGCAGCCCACACAGUUCUAGGAAACCUGUCCAUCGAAAACACCGCUAUUUUCUUGUGUGAUAUGCAAGAAAAGUUUCGCCCUCACAUCAAAUAUUUUAACGAUAUUCUAACAGUCUCACAGAGAGUGGUACAAGCUUCAAAGAUUCUAGGGAUACCAUUGAUAGUAACAGAACAGUAUCCUAAAGGUCUUGGCAGCACUGUCUCGGAGUUGGAUGUCAGCCAUGCUAAAGGAAUAUAUCCAAAAACCAAAUUCUCAAUGGUUGUUCCAGAAGUGGAAAAUGCCAUGAAGGAAAUUCCAAACUUGAAAUCUGUUGUAUUACUUGGAAUUGAGGCACAUGUGUGUAUCCAACAAACCACGUUGGAUCUGUUAACAGAAGGUGUAGAAGUCCAUAUUGUUGCUGACGCUACCUCAUCCAGAAGUCAGAUGGAUAGAACAUUUGCAUUUAGUAGACUGCGUCAAGCAGGAGCAAUUAUCACAACCAGUGAAGCUGUCCUUCUACAACUAGUUGCUGACAAGGACCAUGAUAAAUUUAAAGAAAUUCAAGGCCUAAUUAAAAUUAGUGCCCCCAUGUCUGGCCUUGAAUCAUCUCUGUGAAAGAUAAAUUCAUGUUCCAGAGCCAAUGCAAUAAUUAUACAUGUGACAGGACCUUAUAACCAAUAGGGUGUUAACAUUCAGUAGACAUGUGACAACAGACAAUGCAUAUAUAAUGAAGAAAAAAACAACAUUCAUUGAGAUACAAUUCAGAUUCCUUGGGGUUUUCACUGGUCAAUGAAUAUUCAGUUCCCAAGGCCAAAUUUGGUUAAAUGGUGAAACGUACACAUUAUUUCCCCGGGCACCAUUUUGUGAAGGGAAACUGACAAUAUUUGACAUGAUGUCUAUUAAUCGCAGGUAUUUUCUCCUAUCUAGUGCCACCAUGUGGUGACAAUGAUUUGGUUUAAAUAAGUGAUUAAAAAUAGAUUUAUUUUUCAAGACAUCGCAAUGAUGUGUUUUAGUCUUGUAAUUCAUGAUCACUGAUUCGAGAAUGUUCUGGGAAAU